UCAGGUUAGCAGUUUCAUGCAACCUGAAUCCCCUAGUGAAAUGGUACAAUGGUUUGCCAGAACCUCCUCAAGGCCAACUGGAAGUACUUUUCCAUGGUUGCCACCGUCUUCAGAUGAGCCCUGGGGAAAUCAUUGAGUUUGUUCAAGAUGAAGUGACUGUUAACCCAGUCCAUAAGAGCCAUAACUGGCCAGCUCCUUUAUUCAGCCAACGAUAAAUGUCUGUGUGCCUAAUGUCUCAGGUUUAUAUAGUGAGGAAAACAGAGAACAGUACCUUGUGGUGCUCCAAAUUUUAUUUUGUUUGAAUUUGUCGUGACCCGGAACCUUUAAUAUAGUGCUCGCCAUCUAGUUUCCAAUCGGACCGACUGUAAGUCCCAGCGACUUCCGGUGUUUGGUUCGUCGAAAACAACGUGGAUCGUAGCGUAUGUGUAAUGAGGGGUCGUAGCAUCGUUAACUAUUAAAAAUGCAGAUAUCAAACGUAAACGAUGUUAAAAUAUAUAAUUUGAGUCAUGGAAAGUCUCUUCCAGAGUGGUUGUCGGACCGGAAGAAAAGGCAGCUUCAAAAGAAAGAUGUCGACAUUCAGCGCAGGAUUGAGCUCAUCCAGGACUUUGAGAUGCCCACCGUGUGCAGCUCCAUCCGAGUGUCCCGGGACGGUCAGUUCAUCCUGGCCGCAGGCACUUACAAACCCAGGAUCCGCUGCUACGACACCUAUCAGCUGUCGCUGAAGUUUGAGCGGUGCUUGGAUUCAGACGUUGUGGCCUUUGACAUCCUGUCAGAUGACUAUUCAAAGCUGGUGUUUCUGCUGGGCGACCGCUACGUGGAGUUCCACUCCCAGAACGGUCACUACUACAAGACCCGGAUCCCCAAGUUCGGCCGGGACUUUUCCUACCACUACCCCUCCUGCGACCUCUACUUUGUGGGGGCGGGCUCACAGGUGUACAGGCUGAACCUGGAUCAGGGCCGCUUCCUGAACUCGCUCCAGACCGAGGCUGUGGAGAACAACGUGUGCGACAUCAACCCCGUCCAUCACUUGUUUGCGACCGGGUCCGCUGAGGGGCGGAUCGAAUGCUGGGACCCCCGCGUCCGGAGCCGAGUGGGCCUGCUGGACUGCGCCCUGAGCAGCCUCCCCGCCGGGGCGGAAGUUCAGAGUUUGCCGUCCAUCAGCGCCCUGAAGUUCAACGGCUCCCUCACCAUGGCGGUGGGCACCAGCACUGGGCAGGUGCUGCUGUAUGAUCUGCGCUCCAGCCAGCCGCUGCUGGUCAAAGACCAUUUCUACAACCUGCCAAUCAAGUCCAUCAACUUCCACAGCCAGCUGGACCUGGUGGUGUCGGCCGACUCCAAGAUAAUAAAGAUGUGGAACAAAGACACCGGAAAGAUGUUCUCCUCCAUACAGCCUGAGAGUGACAUCAACGACGUUUGCAUGUAUCCUAAUUCAGGAAUGCUCUUCACUGCCAACGAAGACCCAAAGAUGAACACAUUUUACAUCCCGGCGCUGGGCCCCGCACCUCGCUGGUGCUCCUUCCUGGACAACCUCACGGAGGAGCUGGAGGAGACCCCAGAGUGCACGGUGUACGACGAUUACAAGUUUGUCACCCGGAAGGAUCUGGAAAAUCUGGGUUUGUCUCACUUGGUGGGAUCCUCCCUGCUCAGAGCUUACAUGCACGGCUUCUUCAUGGACAUCAGGCUGUAUCACAAGGUGAAAACCAUGGCGAAUCCGUUUGCAUACGAGGAGUAUCGCAAGGAUAAGAUCCGUCAGAAGAUCGAGGAGUCCAGAACCCAGAGGGUGCAGGUUAAGAAACUGCCAAAGGUGAACAAAGAGCUGGCUCUCAAGCUGAUGGAGGAAGGAGACCAAGAGGCCGAUGAGGCUUCCAGGAAAAAGAAGGGCAAGGUUCUCCCCAGCAUCCUGGGAGACGACCGCUUCAAGGUGAUGUUCGAGAACCCGGACUACCAGGUGGACGAGCAGAGCGAGGAGUUCCGGCUGCUCAACCCCAUCGUCUCCAAAGUGGGACAGAAACGGAGGAAGAAGCUGAAAAUGCUGGCUCAGCAGGCGGUCGCCGCCAAGGAGGGGGCUGAGGAUGAGGAGGAGCCGGAGGGCCGGCCCAGCUCUGAGGAAGACAGCUCCGACGACGACAAGAGCUGGGUGGAGGAGGUCCGGGAGCAGAGGCGGCUGAUCCGGCAGGAGGACUGGGACCGCCGGAGGCGCGACAGGAAGCAGGCCGACCGCAACACCGUCCUGCUGGAGAGGGAGGAGGGCUCCGGCGCGGCCGAGAGCAAGAAGACCAGCCAGCCCAAGUUCUAUCAGAUCAAAGCCGGAGAGGAAUUCCGAAGUUUCAGCAACGUGGGCGGAAGCAAGCAGAAGCUGCAGAAGGCUUCUCUGGAGGAUCGCCUGAAGCUGGAGGAAAACUCCGGGGUCAGCAGCAUGGCUGACACAGCAGUGGGCAGCAAGCAGCUGACCUUCACGCUCAAAAAGUCGGAGCAGCAGAGGAAGCAGCAGCAGCUGGAGCGGGAGCACCACGAGGAGAGGAGGAAGCUGAGGCGCUCGGCCGGACACCUGAGCAGCGCCAGAGGAAGAGGAAGAGGCUGGGGCAGCCGAGGAAGAGGCCGAGGAAGAGGCCGCCACUGAGGAGUCCUCCGCUAAUGGCCAAGACAGCCGAUCGGAGCAGAGAUUUUUUUUUCCACAACCUGAUGGGCCGGGCGGAAAGACGCCCGACCUGCUGUGGGGGGGGGGGGUCUGAGCUCAGGGACAAGGACAAAUCAUCCUGACUUUUUCGGAGGAUGAAAAAAUACUUUUGUACUUUUUCAUGAUCUGCUUUGUUUUAAAAAAAAAAACACAAAAAACAUAUUCGCCUUAUCAGUGAUAUUUAAUGAAUUACAGUUCAUAGGCUGUUUUAAAUCUUCCAGUUUUCUUCUUUACUGUCACUCCUCCAUCCUGAUGGGGCUUUUUGUGAAGAAUGUAUUCUGAACCUAUUAAUUUCUUUCUAAAGAAAUAAGAACAAAUCGUGUGUCUUUGUGACAGGCUGCUGAUUGCAAACCAAAUCUUUGGAUCGCGGCGUUUUUCA
Molecule: messenger RNA, 3056 nt
Organism: Menidia menidia (Atlantic silverside)
Lineage: Eukaryota; Metazoa; Chordata; Actinopteri; Atheriniformes; Atherinopsidae
Source: the annotation of a GenBank genome assembly